Messenger RNA from Panicum hallii, 408 nucleotides. RefSeq names its product calcium-transporting ATPase 2, plasma membrane-type-like. The transcript is spliced from 2 exons. Lineage: Eukaryota; Viridiplantae; Streptophyta; Magnoliopsida; Poales; Poaceae. Bases 1 to 408 code for a protein of 135 amino acids. Gene Ontology annotation, cellular component: intracellular membrane-bounded organelle. Gene Ontology annotation, molecular function: P-type calcium transporter activity. The record is from RefSeq and is a predicted model, not a curated record.
AUGAAGAGAACUCCUGUUGGAAGGAAAGGAAAUUUCAUCAGCAACGUCAUGUGGAGGAACAUCGUCAUGGGACAGGCCAUCUACCAGUUCCUUGCGAUUUGGUAUCUGCAGGCUGAAGGGAAAUGGCUCUUUGGAAUCGAGGGAGACAACUCCGAUCUAGUCCUGAACACAAUCAUCUUCAACUGCUUCGUAUUCUGCCAGUUACUCAAUGAGGUGAGCUUAAGGGAGAUGGAGAGGAUAAAUGUCUUUGAGGGCAUCCUAGACAACAACGUGUUCGCCACGGUCCUCGGCAGCACCGUCGUCUUCCAGUUCAUCAUAAUCCAGUUCCUCGGCAACUUCGCGAACACGACCCCUCUCACGUUCACGCAGAGGAUCGCCAGCAUUUUCAUCAGCUUCAUACUUUCAUAG